GUUGAUGGGGUUCUGCACAACAAACAGCUGUUCUCCUUCCUGUAGUAUGGAUGGAUGGAUAUAGGCACAAACAGAAACAGUUCCUGCGGGCGACCGAUGCCCGUAGACGUCGGACGAACAUGGCAGAAGAGCAGGGCUGGCAGGCGGGAAGUGAGGCUGGCGGCGAUGGUCGUGGAUAGAAACGCAUCGAAGACUCGGACGGGGCUUGGCGACGGUGCAGCCCUUUUUUGCCCUGCGCUUGGGCGGUUCAGGGCAGUUCAGGGUCUGUUGCCCGCCAGUGCUAGCAGCAGUAAUAAUGCUAGCGCUCCCCCAUAAUAAUCAUCGUAAUGUAGUAGAGGAAAACCAACCGCGAUCAAAUAAUCCAUGACUUUGACUUCCCGUUCACAACUUGAACUUGGUUCUCAACCACAUUCACUUUCCUGACGCAGGUUGCAGAAGAGAGAGACCAGAAACCAUCCUCAUUAUUCUCACUGUUUGCCUGUGCAAUCACUUCCUCCGACCAACUGCGCUCAUCAUCUCACCUAUCAUCCAUCCCUCUCUCCCACCCUCCACUUCUUACGUCGCCUCUCCUCGGUCGCAGUAGACGCCCACCUUUUGCCGUUCACUACUAGUUCGACAGCCGCGUCCAUUCCCGAGACUCCAACCUCCCUCUGCGACCCUGCAUCUUCAACAAAACUACGAGUCCUCUCUUGACCAACACUCCAACUACUUCCUGGGUGUCGUUGCGACAGUUGUAGAACCAGACGUUCAAUAUGGUAAAAGAUACAAAACUCUACGAGAUCUUAGGCGUGGACCCCUCUGCUUCAGAAGCCCAGCUGAAGUCAGCCUACAAGAAGGGCGCGCUCAAACACCACCCAGACAAGAAUGCCCACAACCCAGAAGCUGCCGAGAAGUUCAAGGAACUUUCCAAAGCCUAUGAGGUGCUCUCUGAUCCUCAAAAACGAGCAAUCUACGACCAAUAUGGCGAGGAGGGACUAGAGCAAAGUGGCAUGGGCGGCGGUAUGGCCGCUGAAGAUCUCUUUGCACAAUUCUUUGGCGGCGGCGGUGGAUUUGGCGGCAUGUUUGGAGGUGGUAUGCGUGAUACCGGCCCAAAGAAGGCCAGGACCAUUCACCAUGUUCACAAGGUCUCCCUGGAAGACAUCUACCGUGGCAAGGUUUCCAAAUUGGCCCUGCAAAAAUCAGUCAUUUGUCCAGCCUGUGAAGGCCGUGGCGGCAAGGAGGGUGCAGUCAAGACUUGCACCGGUUGUAAUGGUGCCGGCAUGAAGACCAUGAUGCGUCAAAUGGGCCCUAUGAUCCAACGGUUCCAGACUAUCUGCCCUGACUGCCAAGGAGAAGGCGAGAUCUUGCGUGAGCGUGAUCGCUGCAAGCGGUGUAUGGGCAAGAAGACGAUUGUGGAGCGUAAGGUCCUUCAUGUGCACGUCGACCGUGGUGUCAAGAGCGGGCAUAAGGUCGAAUUCCGCGGCGAGGGUGAUCAAAUGCCCGGCGUGCUCCCAGGUGAUGUGGUGUUUGAGAUCGAGCAGAAGCCGCAUCCCAGAUUCCAGCGCAGGGACGACGAUUUGUUCUACCACGCCGAGAUUGAUCUGUUGACAGCACUGGCGGGCGGUCAGAUCUUCAUCGAGCAUCUUGAUGACCGGUGGAUCACCGUCAACAUCCCGGCGGGCGACCCAAUUACUCCUGGCAUGGUCAAGGUGAUCAAGGGACAAGGUAUGCCGACGUACAGACAUCACGACUUCGGCGAUCUCUAUGUCCAGUUCGACGUCAAGUUCCCGGAUAAGACUGAACUCCAGAACAUCCACCUGCUCGAAUCGGUCCUGCCGCCGCGCAUGCAACAGAAGCUGCCACCGCCGGAUUCAAUGGUCGAGGACUUUGAAAUGAACGAAGUCGACGCUCGUCAACAUGCACGUGCCCACGGGGCCCAUCUCGACGAAGACGACGAUGACGUUCCGCAGGGUGCAGAGCGGGUACAAUGUGCAUCGCAGUAAACAAGGAGAAACGCGUGCAGAUCAUCUGCUCGAUGACGGCAUGUGAAACGAAGCGCAGAAGACACGAAGCACGAACCGGCAAGCUUUGACAAAUGUGACCGGGAUGACUUGAAAGUAUGCUGUGCUAAUGGGCUUCGAGCUUUCUUGCGAACAGCAUUAGCAAGCGUGGGGUAUGAUGUCCUUCAGGUUUCAUUCUACAUGGAAUCACCUCAUCAUUCAUCAUCGACCAAUUGGGGAACUCAGCAUCGUGAUCGGCGUUAUUUCAGGAUCGGCAAGGUUCAUCUCAUCCGGCGUUUUUGCUAUGGUCUUGUCGUGGAGUCGGACCUGUGUUAAAUCUUCCAUACAACAUGGUUACGCGCGAGGCCUGGCUCAUCGGCCUGCCUGGCUGAUACCAACGCGAAAAUGUGUCUCAGUGCGUAAAAGGGCAUAGACAAUCGACAGCUAUUGCUUUUGCUCGCGGAAGCCUUGAUUUUUGAUUCGCAUGGGAUAGACUGGUCUGCUUCGAUCUAUGAAUUGAUGGAACGAACUGACGAACGACGGUUAAACCUGGGCAGUCGUACCUUUGCGGUACGGGAGCCUGGUCAUGCAGUGAUUAAAUGGGCAGUUCUUAUUGUCUUUGCAUUGGCAUUACUGGUUCCAAAUCAUGCUUCCUCUUGUUUCUCGAUCCUCUGCGCGUCACCACUGUAAUAGCCGCGACUGGCAUUCUUCACGAGUAAAGGGGAAUAUCUAGUCCGUGACGGAUCGCACCUGUGUCUAUAGAAAGCAAGUAGUGGCAGUCAGGGUGGUUGCUGUACCAGUAGUUGUUGCGGUAGCGAAUGAUAGUCAACAACA
This is a messenger RNA of Exophiala dermatitidis NIH/UT8656, 2813 nucleotides long. RefSeq names its product DnaJ protein, subfamily A, member 2. Gene Ontology annotation, cellular component: cytoplasm; nucleus; cytosol. Gene Ontology annotation, molecular function: Hsp70 protein binding; ATP binding. The coding region runs from base 753 to 1982 and encodes 409 amino acids. Gene Ontology annotation, biological process: response to heat; protein refolding. NCBI's taxonomy places the organism in Eukaryota, Fungi, Ascomycota, Eurotiomycetes, Chaetothyriales, Herpotrichiellaceae. The transcript is spliced from 4 exons. The record is from RefSeq and is a predicted model, not a curated record.